Perkinsus marinus ATCC 50983 is the source of this 615-nucleotide messenger RNA. RefSeq lists its product as hypothetical. The record is from RefSeq and is a predicted model, not a curated record. Gene Ontology annotation, cellular component: extrinsic component of membrane. The transcript has 7 exons. The coding region runs from base 1 to 615 and encodes 204 amino acids. Gene Ontology annotation, biological process: protein retention in Golgi apparatus; protein targeting to vacuole. NCBI's taxonomy places the organism in Eukaryota, Perkinsozoa, Perkinsida, Perkinsidae.
AUGACUGUUGAGCUCGAAGGCAUCGGGCUGAGCCUUAUAGAUUCAACUCCUGAGGAGCUACUAUACGCUUCAACUCGGCACAUAGUGUUGUCGGUGAAAAUGGCUGGAAAUCCGAGUACUGACUCAACCGUUCAGCUGAGUAUUGAUAAUGUGCAAGUCGACAACCAUGUGAAAGGCGGGUAUUUCAAAACACUACUGCAUACGAAGACAUCAAAUUUGAAUCGACAACGCGCUGAGGAUCUGCUGCCUAUCUCGCCUGAGCCGAGCUUCCAGGUUGGUGUAGUUCUCAUGGCGGGAAAUGAGUGGAGGAACAUACGGGAGAUUCGCAGUCUUAAUGUGACCCUGCAACCGUUGGUGAUCAAUGUUGAUCAGAAAUCAUUCGUUCGAAUGCUGAGGUUUAUGAUGGAGUUAUACAGUCUAUUCGAAAUCGUGCCGGCCAGUGUGGCGCGAUAUGUGGCCUCGGUGCGAACUGCGGGGAAGACGGAUGAGCAGACCGUCCUGGGAAGGUCCACUGCGAGGACGUCUGCUAAUUCGUCUAUGGUGGCAUAUCAUAAUAUGUUGGGUGAGGGUCAACCUAUCGCUGCAUACGAAGAGUUCGCGGGAUACGCCUUAUAA